AUGGCUACAAUCAACGCUGAUUUGAAGAAUUUAUUGGAUUUAUCAUUAGACCCUUUCCACGGUACCAUUAAUUUGCAUCACUUGCAUGGCUUGUUAAACAGCAUUAUUAUAAGAUUUAAUCGAUCGCCAGAGCCUCUGGAAAUUGCUACUAGCUACAACAAUGAGAAUUCUCUAGCAGAAGUAGAAACUGGAAGAUCGAUAAGAAGUAAUUAUAUGAAUCAGCAGGGGUUACAAAUCAAGCUCGAAAAGUUACUGCAUCAUAACCAGGUUAUUAAACCUCAAGCGCAAGAAGAAAUCUUCAAGGAUAAUCAAGAGCGCGCUAAAGGUGAACGGAAUCAAAGUAAUAAUGAUACACCUUCGAUCGAAAAUCCAGCUGAUUCGUCGAACCCAGAAAUUCCUACGCAGAAUCAUCAAAGCUCUAAUCGAGCAACUCCAUCGAUCACAAAUGAAGGAGAUAAGAAUUCAUUUCAGGAUGAAGAAAAUCCAACCACCUCUCCAACUUUAGAUGGCUUAACAGAUAACAAGGAGAUCUCACAAUCACAACUUCAGAAACUUCCAGAAAUUACUAGGAGCAGAGCGGUAUCGUCUGUUUCUGAUCUAUGGAAAAAUAAUAACUUAUCGAAGCGCAUUGGUGCGGCCGAAGAAACAUUAGAAGCACUAUCGUCAAUUCUAGAUGGAGUAGUGAAAGAAUUAGAUGCAUUGUCAACUGACUGGGCGAAUGCGUUUAGCAAAGAAAUAGACAGCAAACUGUCAUUGAUCGAUAAGGAUUUAGACGUCAAAAUAGGUUUUAUUCAACAGUCACUUCAUACUUUAGGUGAAAAAGUCCAGGAAUUAGCUUGUUCUAAAGGAUCAAAGGUAGAUAAUCGAAUUAAUACUUUGGAUGAGGAAGUUAAUAAUGUUAGGACUAUCGCGUUUAAUCUCAAACAAAAAAUGAAUAAGUUACCAUCGGAGGCAACUUUCGAUUCUUACGUUACUCGUCCAGUCUUUUAUGAUGGUUUAAAAACGAUGAAGGAUUCGAUACUUGGUGAGCUAGAAGGGAGACUUCGCAAUUUAAAUCAGUUACUCCUUAAUCAAAAUCAAGCUUACCAGGGCAAAAAUGAGUUGGCAAUUACUGCUGACGGUAGAAGACGUAGUAUUUUCGAUGCAGAUGAUGACCCCAAUCGGCGAGAUUCUUCUUAUGGCUACCGGGCAAGAUCGCUAACAGCUCAUCAAGAUCUUAAAAACGAUAGAUUAAAUCAUAACGAAUUUGAGCGCUUUCGCGAAACAGUUAAUAAUAAGUUGAAAGAAAUUGAUGGUAUUUUAAUCAAUAGCGAUGAUAUGUUAGAUGAACUUAGAAAGCGAGUAGGUACUUAUGCUGAUAAUGUGGAGGAUGCACAAAAGGAUAUUCAACUCUUAAAGGAAAGGAAAGUUGAUAGAUUAGAGUUGAAAAAACUUAAAGAUACCAUAAAUCAAAGCGAGAUGUCUGAAAAAUUGCUUCAGCAAGUGCGUCAACUCGAAGACAUAAGUCAAGAAAUUAGGGAUUCGAUUAAAAAGACAAAUGACGAUAUUGAUAUUCUACAGCGACAAUCGCAUCGACUUCUAACCGAACAGAACAAGCAUGCUGUCAAUAUUAGACAAAUCUUAGAUAGCGAUGAUAAAUUAAAGCUUGAUAUCGUAGAGUUAUUUGAAGCUGCUGAUAGAUUAUCACAAGGUAAAGUAGAUAAGGAUGAUUUGGGCACAGAAGUAGGGAAGAUUGAUGAACAGAAAGCCGAUAAAGAAGAAAUUAAGGAUAAGGUUAAUAUGAGUGAUUUGAAUACAGUGCGACUCCGAAUCGAAGCUAAAAUUACUGAAACUAUAUCGAAGUUGGAUAAAAAUGGCUUAGCGGUAAAAGAUGCGGUAGGACAAUUAGAGGGUUUGGCUACAGCGGUUGGAAAAAAAUUAGAUAAAACGUCUAUUUCGAACUUACGAAAAUAUUUAGAAAAGUAUGUUAAAAAGGUAACACAGACUCAUACUGGGGAUAAAAGCGAUAAGGAAAGUCUUAACGUGGCAGAAUUAGCAGCAGGAUUACGCAAAAUUGUACCAUCAUUACCUUUGCAACAGCCUUUACCGUUAAGAUCCUCUAGCCGUGCAGAUUCACCAAUAAAAGUAGAAGCAGUUCGAUUUCAUCAAAAACAUGUUGUUGGCAUGUAUGAUAUACCAUCACUGCGCAGCUGCGGCGGUAGUCAUACUAUUACUUUUCCGCAUAAUAGACGAGGCAUUGCACGCAAGGAAAUGGGUAACAGUCUCGAACCAAGACUUAAAUCUGUAGAAAUACUAACUGAUUCUUAUAGAAGUUCUACAGCGGAGGCUUCUAUUGCAUCUCCCAGCCCAAUGCCUAAAUUGGAAAGCAGUUCGGCGCACCAGCUUCACCGACGAAGUCUUAGUAGUCCUGCCGAUUCAGGACUUUUCAACCCACUUCAAUCCAAUCACGUACUAGAUGGUCCCGUUGGGACUGCCGCUAAGGAGUAAUACCGUGCUUUGCAUGCAGCACAGUGCGGAAGACUGUGCCGUACGUAGUAGAUUGAUAUUAAAGUUUAAGGUUUAAAGC
Messenger RNA from Trichoplax adhaerens, 2566 nucleotides. RefSeq lists its product as uncharacterized. The transcript is spliced from 17 exons. The record is from RefSeq and is a predicted model, not a curated record. NCBI's taxonomy places the organism in Eukaryota, Metazoa, Placozoa, Uniplacotomia, Trichoplacea, Trichoplacidae. The coding region runs from base 1 to 2487 and encodes 828 amino acids.